Anarrhichthys ocellatus (wolf-eel) is the source of this 4445-nucleotide messenger RNA. RefSeq names its product sorting nexin 8a (gene snx8a). Gene Ontology annotation, cellular component: early endosome membrane. Lineage: Eukaryota; Metazoa; Chordata; Actinopteri; Perciformes; Anarhichadidae. The record is from RefSeq and is a predicted model, not a curated record. Gene Ontology annotation, molecular function: phosphatidylinositol binding. Gene Ontology annotation, biological process: early endosome to Golgi transport; intracellular protein transport.
CCCACCUCACCGGCACAAAACUGACCCAGCAGCGCCCCCCAGAGGCGCCGUAGUGUCGCGCUGAUGAGAGAUUCAGGAAAUCACAUGGAGGUGCUCUUGCGCUCACAUGACAGUGUGAGCGAUGGCAGGAGAGAUCAAUGAAGAUUGCUGAGCAUGUUGACUCCUCAGACGGAUUCCUGAGCAAGCUGUCCCUCUAUAAAGCGCUCGCUUUGAUCGCCCUCGCUCAGCAAGGAAAGCCACCGAGUCCCAAACUCCUGGAGAACUGCAUACAAGAGUUACCAAAACCUCAGCUCGGGGAGCAGAGGGACCUGAACGCAUUGAGGAUGCAGCCGGCUCAGGAGGACGUCCUGACGAUGUCCCAGACGCUGGACAAACUGCUGGUCAGCGACACGGUCCAUUUGGAGCUCAUACCUGAGAAGAAGGGCUUGUUCCUCAAACAUGUGGAGUACCAGGUCACCAGCCAGCGUUAUAAGAUAUCAGUUUACCGGCGCUACAGUGAUUUUGAUGUCUUCCACGAGGUUUUGCUUCAGAGGUUUGCCUACAGAGUGGUGCCGGCGCUGCCGCCUAAAAGGAUGUUAAAGGGAGUGCUGACCUCCGUCUCUGAGCGCGACUUCAUCGAGGGGAGGAGACGUGCUCUCGGCAGAUUCAUUAACCUGGUGGCACGGCAUCCCUUCUUCUCAGAGGACGAGCUGGUCAAGACCUUCCUCACCUUCAGCGGCUCCGAUGUUCAGAGCAAGCUGCGCGACACUUACAAGAAAACGGGCGAUGAAUUCAUGACCAACAGACUCGCAACCCAGGCGAAGGAAUAUCUCCCCGCUGACAUCCAGGCUCAGUUCUCGACAAGCAGAGAGCUGAUUAGAAAUAUUCACAACAGCUUCCAGAAGCUGCGGGACAGAGCUGAGAAGAUGGCAGAGCGCUCUAAGGAGAAUGCAACUGAUCUCCUCAUGUUUGGCAGAGAGCUCAGUACUCUGGGCUCAGAUGCUUCGACUCUUCCCUCCUUGGCCUCCUCUCAAAGCACCUGGGGGACGCUUCGUCAGUCUCUGAAGAGUCUGUCUGUGGAGUUCGCUGUGCUGUCUGACAAAGCCGCUCAGCAGAGCAGACGGGAAGAGGAUGAUGUUGUGGAAAAACUGAAUCUUUUCCUGGAUUUGCUGCAGUCGUACAGAGACCUCUGCGAGCGGCACGAGAAAGGCGUGCUCCACGAGCACCAGAGAGCUCUGCACAAGUACGGCAUGAUGAAGAGGCAGAUGAUGAGCGCCACGGUGCAGCCCAAAGAGCAGGCGUCUGUGGAGCAGCUGGAGUCACGAAUUGUUCAGCAAGAAAACGCCAUUCAGACCAUGGAGCUGCGUAACUACUUCUCCCUGUUCUGCCUCCACCAAGAGACACAGCUCAUCUUCAUCUACCUCCCAAUCACAUCCCACAUUCUGGGGGCUUUCGUUAACUCCCAGGUCCAAGGACACAGAGAGAUGGGAGCGGUGUGGAAUGAACUCCAGCCAAAGCUCGGAUGUCUCUUUGGUGGAAAUAACGGAUUGAAACCUCUCACCUGAAACCUAAAUACAGCAGAGAACCGCUGCCGCCGACGAGGAUCACAAACUGGAAAAUAACUUGCUCUGUGAGCUAAAGAGAAGUCUUCUUUUACACAAUUUACAUUCCAUUCAACAAGAGUAUUUCUUUUUAUGUAAAUGGCUUCUCAUCUUAUUUUUGGGGGUUUUGAUCAUCAACCAUGUGGGUCCAUUUAAUGCCAUGCUUGAUGAGGAAAUAUAAAUGCUGUUUUUCAAGGUACCCGUCAGAAUGUCAGACGUGAGGGAUGACAGUAUAUUAAUGCGGUCCAUCUCCUUUCCUAAAUCACCUGUUUCUAACUUGUGAGGAGUUUUAUACACUAAGAUAGUUCAGAAACAUUGAGAGAGCGACAGCAAGUUUCAGUUUAUUAAAGGAUGGGAUUCUUUUAAAUCUCCAGUCAUGAAGGUUUUACUUUCAGAAUGACUUCAGAAUGUCUUUUUUAUACAGAUUUCAGUUCAUCAGGUUGCGUGGCAGCGUACUUUAUAUGUUUUAUGGACAAUUUUGGCAUUUAUCUUACUUUUACAUUGUUUACUUUUUUGUAAAGCAACAUAUUUGCUUCCUCUGCUUAUAUUGACUCCCAGUUUUAUUUCAUAAGCUACUUUGAAAGGCCGAUGCUCCAUGUACAAUACUACACAGAGUAAACACAGAUUAAAAAUGACAACCUUUAGUUCUAGUGGCAUAAUGUCAACAAUAACACUAUAAGAUAUUGAUUUACUACCAAAGGGAAAUUAUAUAAAUCCACACAGCGGUGCAUAAAUCAUGUAACAGGAUCACUGCACAGUGUGAAUUUAGACCUUUAAUAAUCAGCACUUUUUGACCAUGUCACAUUGUAGAUGGAGGCUAUUUUUCAGUUAGAGAAAUCCUAAUUAAAAUUUGUUUUAUAAGGGUUAGGCUUAUCAGGAAAAACAAGAUCUGGUUAUUGCCUUUCUACUCAGACAUUUGGCAUGAAAACAAUCAUGCACCUUUAUGUCUGCACAUACAUAGUUUAUCAGAACUUUAUGUAUUUUUCUAAAUAAUAAAAUCAAAGGGACAAGUUGCCGUAUAUGUGCUCAUGUUACCUCACAAACUGAUAUCAUCUCAAAUACACCGAACUGACUACAUGCAAAUUCGGGAAAUGUGCGCAUAGAUCGACUUUUGUUUGAUGAAUAAACUGAUAGUGUGCAAAAUAAAUUCAUCUGGAAUCAUAACUAACCUGCACACUAUAUGAAAUCCAAUAAAAUGAUUACUGUAGAUAUUGUAAAUAUUUUAUUAAACAAGUCCUUGUUGAAUUGUGUUAAAUCAAUUAUCCUGAAAAUAAAAUCACAGAAUGGAUAUUUCUGUCAGUAUAAUUCUGCUUUGAUUGAUUUUUAUCAGAAAACAAAGAGUUAAAUCUCAAUGUGUCAUUUCACAUGUAAACCGUUUCCUCCCACAACAAACACUGAACAGCGGGAUUACUUUUGCAUUUAAGGAAGAACUUUGGAAGGCCGAUGGUUUUCUUUUGUCACCGUCAUAAAUGUCCUCUGAAACGCAGGUCUUCUCACAGUUCCUCCACCUCUUCCAGUUUGUGGCUGAGGAUCAGAUCGUGACCCUGAAACUUAAAGUAUCCGACAAAUUUCUUCUUCUGGAGCAUCAGCGGGAACCACAGGAUGUCGUCGGCCCACAUUUGACUGAAAGGAAUUUGGUCCCAAUCGAACCACUGAGGCCGCAUUUCUAGAAGACAAUAGAGGACAAAAUUAGUAGACCUAAGAAUUAAACCCAUUUUAUCAUCUGACACGACCUGUUAGAGGAGGGUCAAGAAUUAUUGAGUUGAGAACGUAUUUUUUUGUGAACUCAUUCUUUCUCUGAACUCCUUAUCUGUUCUAUACAAGGAAAAACCUUUUAUAAAGGUCCCACCUGGAACCCUUUCAGAGGGUUAUACCUAAAACCAAACAGAAAGGGUUAAGGGUUUCAUCUAGAAACCACACAGGGGGUCUAUUCAGAACCCUUUUUAUUCCGAGGGUUUCAUCUAGAACCCACCCACAGGGAUCUACCGAGAACACUUUUCUAUUCCAAGGGGUUUCAUCAAGAACCCUCCCAAGGGCUGAUGUGGUGCAGCUGAACCCACUACAGUCAUGGUUCACAAUCACAGUUUUUUGGGGGGUUGUAGGCUGGAUUGUGCAUCGUUCCCUUUUCACACACUCAUGCUUUCAACAAUCCUUGAAGAACCAUUUAUUAAAAAAAGGGUUCUUCAGAAGCAAAUGGUUCUGGGUCGAAGCCUUUCAGGCUGAACCUUUCUAGAGUCCUCUCUUGUGAAAUCAGUGUCAACACCUCCACAUUCUUUCUUUCCACUAACUUCAGCACAUCUGCUUUUCCCUCCAUUUGUCUCUUCGCCCCUUGGCUGUUUGGCCUCUCUUGACCUCCCGACUCUUUGGUCGAGUGCUGCACUCUGCUGCGUGUCUCUAAACUUCCCCCAGUUGACUUUUGACUGAACUCUCAGGAAACCCUUCAGGUCUCUGCAUUCCUUCUGCUGGGGGCCUCUUCAUCCCUUUGUGUAUUUACAGUCUUUUAAACGUCACCUCUGAGAGCACAUUCUCAAAGACUCCUCCUCUUAACUAAUGUGCUCUCCCUGCUCACUGGCAUGUCUGUGAGAAGUGUCUCAAUCAGUUUACUUAGAAGGAUCGCUGCGGUCAAUGUGGUUUUAAAAGUUGAACCGAAAACUGUUUAGAUUCUCAGAAGGUCUCAUUAUCUCAACUUUAAGGACAAAGUAGUGCCAAGUGCUGAACUGGAAGUCAUGAUUAAGGGGAACCAAAAGUGAAAAGAUUGUUUUUCUGCCGGAUCACAUGUUUUUGUUUUUCUUUACACAUCAGCAACUUGUAAUUAUGUACAACAACAAUGUGGAAUUCUUCUUCGACUCCACAGAUGUUUCUUUU